UUAGUCUUUCCUCCUCCCCCCCCAUCCCCAUCUCCAGCUUCCAGUUCCACAAGGGAACUGGGACAGCUCAUGCCAUGCCCAAACCAUUCCCUGUAUUGCCUGGAAGCUUUCUUUUGUGCUCCUGCUGAGACUCCCCAACCAGCCCUGGAACAAAUAGUGGGGCCAUAUUAGCUCUGUAGCUAGACAACGGCAUGGAACACCAAACAGUAAAGGAUGGAAAGUAUAUUUUUGAAGUGCUGUGCUAAACUUUUGGGCACAUUUGGAGAAAAACCUGGUUUUCAGGAGCUGGCCUGUGUGGAACUACCUCUUGUUUUUAAUUGAGAUUCUAUACCUGAAGCUGAAAUCACACAUUCUGUGGAGUGUCUAGAGAAGCUGGGCUGGACAAACAAGAAAUGUUUCAUCUUUAAUCGGAGAGAAAAAAACAUUACACUUUGUCCCCCCGUGGUUUUGUGUGGACCUCCUUCUAGCUGCUCUGACUCCUGGAAAGCGAUGGAAGACACGGGAGUACCAACCAUAGGAAAUGUACGAUGCGGAUAAAGAAUCACAUGAAUAAUCCCUAUAAAGUUUCCCUCGUCUGAAUCAGUGAUGUCUGAGUUCUCCUGACAAUAGGCACAUUAAGGAAAAAUGGGAUUGGACAGAAUUUGCCUUUUAAGCCUCUUUUUGCAGCUGGCAGGAGCAAUUCUGGAUAUCACCCUCAUUGCCAACGUUCUGAGCCACUCUCACACAAGUUUCUACCUUUCCUGUGUGACAAGUGAGCGGAAUGCCAGCCUCCUGGUUGAAAGAGAAAACAGAAUUGUCAUGACCCAUCCCAAAUCCAAGUUCCAGGUCUACAAGAACAGCAGCAAUGAGGUGCAGAUACGAGGCUUCUCCCGGGCAGAACUUGUGGGUAUCAUAUACUGUUUGGGGAAGACCCAAUCAGAACAAACCAGAGUGGUGUAUGUACACAACAACAUUUAUGCCAACCUCAUCCCAGACAAGGUGACAACGACAGUCAGCCUCUAUCAGCCAGCUGCACUUGUCGCCAAGAUCAAGUAUGCGAAGAAUGCAGACAUCUGGUGGAAAAGGAAUGGGACCUACCAUAACAUCAUGGACCAGUGUGAGGUGAAGGAGGGUCAGUCCACUCUGACCUUGCCAUCUGUGACCAUUGCCGAUGCUGGGAUUUAUAGUGCAACAUUCAUAGGGGACAGUCCUUUGUCAAGUGCCUUCUUCAGGCUGAUUGUGCGAGGUUGCACAGCCAAGAAAUGGGGAUCCUUUUGUGACAAGGACUGCCCUGACUGCCUGAAUGGGGGCGUCUGCCACCAUGUUGAAGGAGAAUGCAUCUGCCCACCAGGUUUCAUGGGCACCCGUUGCGAGAAAGCAUGUAAGGAAGGCAUGUUUGGGCGAAACUGCCAAGAGAGAUGCCCUAAUGAGCAGGGCUGCAGGGGCUUGGCCUUCUGCCUCCCUGAUCCAUAUGGCUGUUCCUGUGCUGCUGGAUGGAGUGGCUUACAAUGCAAUUCAGCUUGUUCCCCUGGAAUGUAUGGACCUGAUUGUGCCCUGGAAUGUCAAUGUCAGAAUGGAGGCACCUGUAACCGGUUCAGUGGCUGUAUUUGCCCAUCUGGUUGGCAUGGACAACACUGUGAAAAGUCAGACCGGAUACCCCAAAUCAUCGACUUGCGCUCUCACUUGGAGUUUAACCUAGGCUCCCAACCCAUAGUUACCUGCAUAGCAACAGGCAACCCACUCCCUGUACGUGACAACAUUGAACUGCGCAAGGCUGAUGGAAGAGUGAUCACGCCUACAAAAGCCAUUAUGGAAAAGGACAAGACGACCUGUGAAUUUCAAGUGCUACCACUCACCCUCUUGGACACAGGCCUCUGGGAAUGCCGUGUCUCUACUAGUGGGGGACAGGACAGUGGCAAAUUCAAGGUCACUGUGAAAGUGCCUCCUGUGCCACUAAGCCCUCCUAGGCUCCUGGCCAAGCAGAGUCAGCAGCUUUUGAUCUCCCCUGUUGGGCAAGCCUCAGGUGACGGACCCAUUGUCUCCACCAAGGUUCUGUACAAACCCCAAAUGGGUCCUUCUCCCUGGUCAUCCAUUGUAGUUGAGAAUAUCCAGAACAUCACCCUGGUGAAUCUGCGACCUGUCACGGCCUAUCUUGUAAAGGUUCAACUAACACGCCCUGGAGACAACGGGGAGGGUGUACCUGGCCCUGAAGCUGUCAUGGUAACAGAGUGCCAAGAGCCAACGGCCAAGCCUGUGAUUGAAGGUUCGUUUGAUGAAGGCAGCAACAAUCUGCGUGUGAAUUGGAAUUUGCCAAAUAGUAACACUGUGGGCUCCGGUUUUCUUGUCCGGCUCUAUGAUGCAGCCAAAGAGCUUGUACAUCAGGAGAACAUCACUUCCAUGAUUGUGCAGUCUGCCUAUAUUCCAAAUCUUAAGUUUAAAAAGGAGUAUUACCUGGAAGUGGUGGUCUACCACUGUUCCAGUCUGGGGCCACCGUCUGAUCUCCACAUGGUCAAGAUCAACAGCAAAGGCCCGUCUUCCCCACGUUCCCUCUCUGUGGAACCACUCUCUGACAACACCAUCCGGCUGGUGUGGCUGCCCCCUGAAUAUCCCAAUGGUGGCAUCAUCAAGUACAUUGUAGAAGUGCAGCAGUUGGGAGGGAACAAUGAACCACAGUGGAUGGACACAGAAAAUGGCAGGGAUACCACAAAGAUCAUCUCUGGGCUCAACGGCAGCACAUCUUACCAGUUCCGGGUGCGAGCCAACUCAUACGUACCCGGCGAGUGGAGCAAACCCGUGAAAGCCGAGAUCCUGGGUGAUGGAGCCCUGAUUCAAGUGCCCACCCUGGACAGCAAGAAUUUGCCUCCAUCCAAUGUGGACCAGCAGCUGCUCUUGGCCAUUGUGGGUUCUGUCUCUGUCACCUGCGUGACUAUCUUGCUUGCCCUCCUGGCCCUUUUCCUCAUCAAGAAGAACUUCUUUCACCGGCGCCGCACAUUCACCUACCAGUCCGGCUCUGUGAGUGAUGGUGCCCCUGACCCAGCCCAUCGCUGCUUCUCCUCUCCUCUUGGUUCUCUACCUUCUGCAUCCCCGCCUUUCAGCAGGCACCUUUUGGCAAUGCCAGUGCCCAGUGCUGCUGCCAAACCUCCUCUCCACAAAACCUCUCUCUUACAGGGUGAAGAGACCAUCCUGCAGUUCAACUCAGGCACACUAACCCUGACACGCCGACCCAAACCACAGCCUGAGCACCUCAGCUAUCCUAUCCUGGAGUGGGAAGACAUCAAGUUUGAGGACAUGAUAGGGGAAGGAAACUUCGGGCAAGUCAUCCGGGCCAUGAUCAAGAAAGACGGACUCAGAAUGAAUGCAGCCAUCAAGAUGCUGAAAGAAUUUGCCUCUGAGAAUGAUCACCGGGACUUUGCUGGAGAGCUGGAGGUUCUCUGCAAGCUGGGCCACCAUCCCAAUAUCAUCAACUUGCUGGGUGCCUGUGAGAACAAAGGCUACUUGUACAUUGCUAUUGAAUAUGCACCCUAUGGGAACUUGCUGGAUUUCCUGCGCAAGAGUCGAGUCCUAGAAACAGAUCCUGCCUUUGCCAGAGAGCAUGGAACAGCCUCAACCCUCACAUCCCAGCAGCUCUUGCAGUUUGCAUCUGAUGUGGCCAAAGGCAUGCAGUAUUUGAGUGAAAAACAGUUUAUCCAUAGAGACCUGGCUGCCAGAAAUAUCCUAGUGGGGGAAAACUUGACUUCAAAGAUUGCUGAUUUUGGCUUGUCCAGAGGGGAGGAGGUAUAUGUAAAGAAGACUAUGGGCCGCUUGCCAGUUCGGUGGAUGGCCAUCGAAUCCUUGAAUUACAGUGUAUACACAACCAAGAGUGAUGUGUGGUCAUUUGGGGUCCUCUUGUGGGAAAUUGUCAGCCUGGGGGGAACACCGUACUGUGGCAUGACAUGUGCUGAACUCUAUGAAAAGCUGCCCCAAGGAUACCGCAUGGAAAAGCCCCUCAACUGUGAUGAUGAAGUGUAUGAGCUAAUGCGACAGUGCUGGCGGGACCGGCCCUAUGAGCGUCCACCCUUUGCUCAGAUCUCCGUGCAACUCAUCCGCAUGUUGGAGGCUAGGAAGGCCUAUGUGAACAUGGCAUUGUUUGAAAACUUCACCUAUGCAGGGAUCGAUGCCACAGCAGAGGAGGCAUGACAGGCCAGAGCAUUGAACCUUUCCACCUCUAGGCACAAGUAGGAUCCACAGGAGACAGGAGCUUUCUGUACAUAUUCCACUAUCUUAUUAUGCAGACUGUGCUGAGCAUAGAGCAUACCUGGAAACUGCUAAUCUAGAGGAUCUCACAUGAACAUAGUUCUCGUGCCAACUACUCCUUCCCUAACCACAAUGAAAGGACUGUUUGCAUGAUGAAUAACCAAGACUGUCUUGUGUUGAAAGGAGGCGAAAGGAUCACCGAGGUGGCACACGGUUAUGAAAUGUGCUAGGAUCUGAUCUGCAUUGUGUCCUCCCAUUCUGUAGCAUUGACUGACCCAUAUUACUGCUCCCACCCUCUGUCUACAAACAGCAUGGAGAGCCUUCAAGCUGCCCAUGCAAUCUCCAACCUCCCCUCAAGAUGGACAACAUGGGACGUGCAUGAAUGGAGCAAACGAGCUGGACGUGUACAGUAUCUUCAACUCAUACGGAGACCAAAGUGCCUGUUGGUCUCAGAAUUCAGCACAGAGAUGAGCUGAGAAGAACCAGGCAGUGCCUUGUUCAGGAAAUGAAGAAUCCCCAUUUUCUCUGGCAUGUACAUAAUACAUACAUAAUACAUUCUGCCAUUAGGCAGAAUGAGUUAUCCUUCCCAGGCAGCAAACUUUGGGGAAAGUGGAGAAUUGUGGCAAGGAGGACAGAACACUGUGGACCAUGUGAUCUGCCCUAUGUCUCCCAUUGAACUGCUCUCAAGGGGAUUCUCUCCCACUGAAAAACAAUGCUAAACUGGCUUGGAGCUACAGUUCAGAAAAGUAACUUUUCAUACAGUGGUUUUGAGCUGUAAUUCCUCUUGAAUGUUCUUCUGCCUGAGAAGUAAAUUCCCCUCUUUCCCUUCUCUUCUUUUUCUUCCUGUUAUGUAGUUUCUCCCUGCUGCCUUUCCAGCAGGCUAUUAGGUAUAUGUCAUGUAUUCACACAAAUGGAACAUAGUACCAGACAAGAUGAACCGAUAGUCUAACCCCUUAGGGCUCUGCUUAGGCUCUCAUGUACAGUACAGGCAAACAGCUUGUUACAGUACCAGAGAGAGUACAGCUCAGCAGGCUCAUUGCGUAGGCCCUAGGUUCAGUCUGUAGCUUGAUCUUCAGUCAAAAGGAUGAGCUAACAAGUGAUGGGAAAGACUUGGGAAAGCAGCUGCCUGCCAGAGUGCACAAUACUGCGCAAUACUGAACAAAUACUUUGACUUAGUACAAAGCAGUUCCCUAACAACACAGGAAUAUCUUGCCAAACUGAGGCUUUCGCACCAAGAUCACAACAAAAUUAUAAUUCCCUUGCCAGGCAGAACACUAGACAGGGAUUGCCAUGGGAUAGCCUGUAGAUUUAAAGCCUCUGAUUUUUUGAGAAUGAUACUGAACAAGCAUGAGUGGUUGGUGGGAAAGAAGGAACGUGGCAGUCAGAAAUCAAAAUGAUGAAAUGGAUGCUGCCUUGGAGGGAACUAUGGCCAUUGUAUUAAAAUAAGAAACCUUAGGAGAAGAGCCACAGAACAAGUGCUGUUGCAGUUUCUCCCCUGGGAUCAUUUCUUCUGUUGUAUCAAGAUUUUGCUAGGAUUACCGUACAUCUCAUAUAAUAUAUGCUACAGAGAGAGAUGCAAAAGUGGACUAUAUGUGACUGUUUAUGCCUCUAGCAAUUCUAAGCUGGUUUUGUCUCAGAUUUCUGCCUAAUAAAAGAAGUGUAAAAAGCUUUGUGAAAUGGAGUAAUGGACCCAAUUAGAAGUUACCACAUCCAUGCAGAAACUAUAGCAACAACAUGAGCUGCAUGGAUCAAGUAAGCAAGCCUCCAAAACCACACAUGCUAACUUAGCCCACCUCUUGACUUCUAUGCAU
This is a messenger RNA of Pogona vitticeps (central bearded dragon), 6023 nucleotides long. It is a transcript of the gene TIE1, whose product is annotated as tyrosine kinase with immunoglobulin like and EGF like domains 1. Gene Ontology annotation, cellular component: signaling receptor complex; plasma membrane. Gene Ontology annotation, biological process: positive regulation of angiogenesis; protein phosphorylation; positive regulation of kinase activity. NCBI's taxonomy places the organism in Eukaryota, Metazoa, Chordata, Lepidosauria, Squamata, Agamidae. Gene Ontology annotation, molecular function: protein binding; transmembrane receptor protein tyrosine kinase activity; ATP binding. The record is from RefSeq and is a predicted model, not a curated record.